Molecule: messenger RNA, 714 nt
Organism: Brassica oleracea var. oleracea
Lineage: Eukaryota; Viridiplantae; Streptophyta; Magnoliopsida; Brassicales; Brassicaceae
Product: probable calcium-binding protein CML45
Exons: 1
Coding region: 108-698 (196 amino acids)
Molecular function (GO): calcium ion binding
Source: RefSeq, a predicted model, not a curated record
CACUUCAUGCAUUUAUAUAUAACACUCAUAUCUCCCACAUCUCCUUCACACACAUUUCAUUUCAUUUUCAUUUGCUAAGUUUUUAGUUUCGGAACAUAACCAAACUUAUGACUGUAAACCACUUAUACAGUCUUAUAACCAUGGAAAAGAGUUCCUUGUCCCAAUGCCAACACUCUUCUGCUUUCCCUUUGUUUGGUCUGGUGGAUAUAUUCCUCAACGUGUUUUUCAGAUGGGUUUGUUUCGCUCAGAUCCUUUUCUCCAGGUGUUGCCCACUUCUUCAACACCAACAGUAUGUUUCCGAGAAGAAGAGCAAAAAUCUCGAGGUUCAGAGCUCAAUCACACACGAUGAUGUUCUUUGCAUAGAAGAUGCAGAGAUGGUGAUGCAAAGCUUAGGACUUAUCCCCGACACAGAAAGCUUAGGACUUCAGAAACGUUACACUGCUGAAGAGCUUUCUAAUCUGUUUGAAGAGAAAGAGCCGAGCUUGGAGGAAGUGAAGCAAGCUUUUGACGUCUUUGAUGAAAACAGGGAUGGGUUUCUUGAUCCAGUAGAUUUACAGAGAGUUUUGACAAUCCUUGGCUUAAAGCAAGGAUCUUACCUUGAUAACUGCAGGAGAAUGAUCAGCUCGUUCGACGGAAACAAAGAUGGAAGAAUCAAUUUCCAUGGAUUUGUGAAGUUCAUGGAAAACAAUCUCUGCUAAAAUUAUAGUUUCUGAA